GGUAGGUUGGCAAAGCCCUUGUGAGCCGAGUACUAAAACCUCCCUCUUUUUGAUGCAAGUCAGUCGAAGCCAAACCCAGCCGGCUGAGAGUCAGCCUCCACCGUACUAAUCAACCUCCCUCAAUGUAGCUGAUAAGGACAGGCAGAACCCGUAGAGAGAUACUGUAUGCUGCUGCUGUGCCCCUUCCACAACACCCCAGAUGCCAGCCGGAGACCCCCUGGAUGGAUCAUGUGACCUGCAUGCUGAAUGGAAUAGGGGCAUACAGUACAUUGCGGGGUCACAUACCCAAUCCUCCCCAUUAGCUUGAGGUCCUCCUAGCACCCAGGCUAAUCAUUAUUAUUAAAAAACGGCAUAUUCACAACGAGUUUUAUUUUUCAUUCAUACUGUUAGUGAUUAGGCAUUCAUUUUUUUUUAUUACUUUUUUUUUUUUUUUUCUUUUGGUAAACAUUGCUGUUGGGUUUGGAUAGUUUUUGAAAAAGGAGCCAAGAUGAUUGACUUGAGUUAUCUGACGGAGGAGGAGCAGGAGAUGAUAAUGACGGUGCUGAAGAGGGAUGCAGCGUUGAAGCAGGCGGAAGAAGAUCGAAUCAAGAAAUUACAGAAAAAUGAAGAGGACAACAACAAACUGAAGUAUAUGUCAGGCGAGUGGUUUUACGAAGCCAAGUCGCAGAGGCACAGAGACAAAAUACACGGAGCAGACAUCAUCCGAGCGUCAAUGAGGAAGAAAAAGCCAGUCACGCUGUUUGAGCUGAGCCAGAGCAGAGGCGAGAGGCCAAGCUGGUCGAACAGUGUGAACAAGGACCUCUUCAUUCCUCCAGAGCUCACAGGCCUGGUAGAAGAGCCGGAAGAGGAGGAGUGUGAAGAGAGCAUCAUUGCCAGUGAGAUCAAUGCCACCCAACAAGAAAGACUGAGACAGGCAGCACCGUCCCCAGUAAAGCAAAGACAAAAUCCAUUCAACGAUUCGUCUGUCAGAGCUGAUGCCCUCAACGAGGGACGAGACAGCAGAUUAACAAACGGAAAAGUGGCAUCACAUGAGACAUCUAAUGGGGACCAGUUGUCGUCACCCAGGGAUACUGAAUCCAGUAUAGAUUUACCAACUACAGAGAAUUUCAGGCUGUCCCAAGGAAUUGGUGCACAGGCUCCGGUGCCUAAAAAGAGGACCAUAGUUUACGAACCACAGGACUCAGAGUUAGGCAAUGAAAGCUCCUCACAAAGACAGCAAAAUAGGAGCGACCUGAACAGCUCCACUGGCCUUCCUAAAGGCAUCUUGAAGCGCAAUUCCAGCUCCAGCUCCAAUGACUCUGAAAUCAAUCGUUUCAACAGCGGCGGCAGUCAGGAGCCCCAGAGAAACAGGAGCAUUAUGUCACCAAGUGUCAUCCCAGAAACUGUGGCUGAGAAGACACUCCCGAGUGAGCAGAACGCAGAGGGGUUCUCCCAAAAUUCUAUUGACAGAAAGCAAGUGAGGUUCUCCCCAGGAGUCAGUCAAAGGGAUGCCUCAAGGGCAGCCCAGCUAGUGGACGGAAAAGAAAUGGGGGAGCAUGACUUGCUAGAUUCAGAAUUUGCUAGAACUGCCAAUGCCAAGACGGUUGACGGACCUGAAGGCAACGGGUUGCUCCAAAGCAAAGCUUUUUCAACUUCUCAUGCUCCUGAAACCCUCGAAGUUCACCUUUCAACCACUGAUAAACCUCAGCAACUUGAAGAGACCACACUGCCAGCUUCAUUCACCGCAAAGGAACAAAGUCCACCCCUCCCGGAAAGCAUGUGGCAAGCACCAAGCGGUAAUAGGUUCACAGAUAAUUAUCGAGCGGUGGACACAAGUGAGAAUCUGAGAAAGAGAGAAAUGACAGAAAUGGCAAGAGCUGAAAUAAAUCCGCCCCAAAUCACUGUUGAUCAACAUGAAUAUCAUGCUGAAUCCCCUCCGGUGUCCAGUCUACAGCCUGUCAGUGCUGUGAAAGGUAAGCCUGUAAACGAUCGGGUGCAAAUCCAUGAGAGACCCAAGCCUCCCAAGCCUGAAACACAAAGUUUGAAUCUCACCAGGGAGGCCAGCGAAUCCAUAUCUAAAGUCCUAGAGUGGUUCAGCAGGAGCACUGAAAAACUAAGGUCUUCUGUUGAUGAAAGGGAGUAUGAACCCAACCUUGCAGAACCAGAGCUUGAUCUAGACCCACGUUUUGAAGCCAUUUCCUCCGAAAGGAGAGGCGAGGUAAACACUAACUUUUCCCAACAUCGUCCUGGCAGUCUACAGUCAAACGCGCUCAACUCUUCCACCGUUCCAAGAACUUUUGAAGGGGAUGUUGAGGAAGACUAUAAAAGAAGGUCGCCUGUGGUGGAAGAAGAUAUCAUUCCUGAGACAAAGAAACGGGAGGCAUCAUCACUAUUUGACAUGGUCCAGUCCAUUGUGGACACAAACAUGGCAGGUCAACUGAGGGAGGAGCCAUCAUCCUGUAAAACACUUGAAAGAAAUGUGGAGGAACAGUCUUCUUUCCAAGUAAAAACCACGACAGAGGAUUACACAAGAAGCACACCAGUAGUAGAAGAACAUAUUAUUCCUGAGGUGAAGAAACGCGAUGCACAAUCACUGUAUAACAUGGUCCAGUCCCUGACCAAUAUAGAGAUGGCAGAUCAACCAUGGGAGAUACAAUCUUCCGGGGAAACACUUGAAAGAAACAUGGAGGACCAGUCUUCUUUGAAAAUGAAAGCCAGUAAAGAAGAUUACACAAGAAAAACACCAGUGGUAGAAGAACAUGUAAUUCCUGAGGUAAAGACAAACAAUGCAUCAUCACUAUACAACAUGAUCCAGUCCAUGGUUGACAUAGAGAGGCCUAAUCAACCAACAGAAGAGCCAUCAAUGGAUGAAGGUGUUCAAUAUGAAGCAUUCUCAUUUGAAGAAUGUGACGUAGAAGAAGAAUCUGAACCUGGUGGCACGUAUGAUAGAGUUAAGGACGCUGAAGAAUCUUCUACUCCCUCCCUACAAUGGAGAACUUCAUUUGCUAUACCAGCCUCCAGUGAGGACCAGACUGAAAUCGUACAUGCAUCUAAAUUCUACUGUGACAACUCUGAUAUCGAUGAUGAAAGUACCAUUACUCCAGUCGAGGAAGGCAAGAACUCCAUUUCACUAGAAAAUAAACCAUUGACAGAAGUUGAUUGCAUAGAGAAUAGCACAAUCACCCCUAAAUCCAUUCAUUUAGGUGGGGAAGUGUACACAGUGCAGUCCAGUGACGAAGAUAAAAGCAAGGAUAAUUACGAUUUAGUGUAUUUGUCAAAAUAUACUGCACAUAUAAAACAAAGCAGUCCAGUACCCCUUGUACAAAGCGUCUCAAGCAAAGAGGACAGCCAGACUGGCAAAAUAAGGAACCUGAAGUCCUUCUGGGAGAAGGAGAAAAGUGAACCCAAAAUUAUUGUGGUCAAACAGAAGGAAGCCAAGGAAACUGAUGAAUCUGGAAGCAAACAAAUACAGUGUCCAGGAGUCAGCUCAGCUCAGUCAGGUAAAAGAUUUACCACCUCGGAGUUAGAUCUCAGGAUGAAAGACAGUGAACCUGACCAUGGUUUUGACAGAUACAGGGCAUCCUCUGUUUCCAAUCAAAAGCCCCUUUUCACAGUUCAGACAAUGAAGGAUAGAAUGCAAGGUGAACAUAAGGAUCACACUACCAGCCCCUCACAAUUCCGGAACCUCAAGGACUUCUGGAGUAAAGGACCUAAAGACCUAGGCAGGCCAACUCUCAUAACGAUGGCAUCCUCUGACACUGACAAUACAUCUGGUGAUCUAAAAAGCAAAAGUCCCGCUAGUCAUGGGCCAAAGAUUCAAGAAACAGUUGACCUGUUGCGUCAACAGCAGAUGUCCCCUACAGAGGAAAAGAAGAUAUUAAACCCCCGUUUUUACCCCAAAGUUCUGCCCACGGAAGCUGCAGAGAUUCGGGUCAAAUCCUUUCGAGGGGAACAAUGCCAGAUUCCCAGAGAUCUUUCUGAACCUAAGAAAGAACAGGUGGUGGAAUAUGGGGAGAAAUCAACACAUCCUCCCAGCAUAGAUCAUGAUGCCCUAGGAUCACUUUCAGAGGUUUCUGAGAAAAAGAAAAGUGACGUGGCAUCAAUGCAGAGUACGGAGCUGUCCUUGGGAGAUGAAGGCAUGUCCUAUAAAGAAGAGCCAUGUUCCAGGAGAAUCUCUGAGCGAAGUGACGAUGCUUAUCAUCCCAAAGAAUGGAAGGAAAGGGCGCAAGAUGAAAGCAGUGUUUACCUCCCAGAGGAGCUUGAGCCCAAGCUGAAUGUGGUUCCAAGUUUUUUAAGGUCUAGCACACCUGUGAAAAGCGAGGACUGUCCAAGCCAAGCAAGAGCAGGUGUGCUGCAGUCUUUCAAACACAGAGAGAGCGAAGACGAUGAAGGCUCAUCCCGGGGCACAGCGUCUGACUACGCCAGGUCCUAUACCGGUACUGAGCAUUUCAGAAGUUCCGCUUGUUUUGAUGAAGAGAAUAACCCUGUUAUGAUGGCCCUGAGAAGAAUUUCCCCAAAGCCCAUGUCUUCUUCCAAAAGUCUAGAGGACAUUACGUCAGCCUCGUCAAACGAAAGAAGUCUAAAUAAUGCCAGAGGAGAAUUAGUACUUAGUGCAGAAGAUGAUCAGCAUUCCAAGGUUCAACAAAUCCCAAAAGAAAUCGUGUCAGGAUUUUCCACAGUGCCUUCCCACCCAGUCUCGCUCUCUUUGGAUUCAAAGAAGAUGAAGGAACUGAGCAUGUCGGUGCCUGCAUUCCUGCAGCAAGAGAGCGAUGGGACUGACUCAACCUCAGAAAGCAGUUUCCACAUUGGCAGACACAAGAAGACCGCCAGCUCUCUAACCAAUCUUAGCAACUCCUCUGGCAUGGCAUCAAUGUCCUCUGUCAGCAGUAGCGUCAUGAGUAUCUACAGUGGAGAUUUCGGGAACGUGGACGUCAAAGGGAACAUUCAGUUCACCAUCGAUUACGUGAGCCAGUUGAAGGAGUUCCAUAUCUUUGUGGUCCAGUGCAAAGACCUGGCAGAGGCAGAUGUAAAGAAACACCACUCUCACCCGUACGUUAAAAGUUACCUGCUCCCCGACAAAGCUAAAAUGGGCAAAAGGAAGACAGCGGUGAAAAAGAAGACUUUGAACCCAACCUACAAUGAGAUACUGAGGUACAAAAUUGACAAGGAGACCCUCAUGACCCAAACACUCAACUUGUCCGUUUGGCACAAUGACACUUUUGGACGCAACAGCUUCCUGGGUGAGGUGGACGUGGACUUGUCGACAUGGGACUGGGACAACAAGCAGAUGAACUGGUUCCCUCUUAAACCAAGGGCUCCCUCAGGCAGCCAAAACCUGGAGCACAGAGGGGAGAUGAGAAUAGCCCUCCGCUUCGUCCCGCAGGUCUCCCAAAGUAAAAAGAAGCCCAACACAGGGGAGGUACACAUCUGGGUGAAGGACUGCAAGGGCUUGCCAGCGCUGAGGGCAAGUGGCCUUGACCCCUUCGUAAAAUGUUCGGUGCUUCCAGACACCAGCAGGAAGAGCCGUCAGAAGACGAGGAUUUUGAAGAAGACGUCGAAUCCCCUGUUCAACCAUACCAUGGUGUAUGAUGGGUUCCGGCCUGAGGACCUCAAAGAGGCCUGUGUUGAGUUGACAGUGUGGGACCAUGACAGGCUGGUCAACCAUUUCCUGGGAGGACUGAGGCUUGGCCUUGGAACAGGUAAAAGUUACGGGACGGCAGUAGAUUGGAUGGACUCGAUUGCAGAUGAAGCAAUGCUGUGGGAGCGAAUGAUGGACUUUCCGAACGAAUGGGUGGAAGACGUGUUGCCUCUGAGAAUGUUAAUGAUGGCAAAAUAAACAGAAGGACAAUUAAUGAUUGUAUUGUUGAACAACGGCACAGGAAGACUUGUAUCUGUCAUUACACUGAAAAUGUUUUUUUUUUUUUUUUAAAAAGAGAAUCUAAAUUGUGCUUGGAACAAAUUAUGUAUUGUGUGCAAUUCAAAAUGUCUAAAUUUGAAGCUAUAAAUCUUAGCAGUAAGUGGGUUUUAACAAAAGAGACAUUGCUGUAAUCUCUAUUUGUAUGCAAUUUUAAAUGAUGCAUCAAGACAGGAUAUGGUUUUAAAACUGGACACAGGUUUUACAAGUUCAUAAUGUUUACUUGACUUGUAGAUAAUGGCUUUUUAAUUUUCUUUUUAAAGUAAACAUGUCUGGCAGGUAACUCCUGUGACAGUUCUAUGUUUUUUUUUUCCUUAUUAUUUUUGGGUAGUAUACAGUGGAUUUAUUAUCGGGGAUAUAAAACCAAUACAGUACAAGGAUUAUUUUACAGGAGUAAUAUUUUAACUGACAAAUAUACCUAAAAAUAAAGUUUCACAGAACUUUAA
Messenger RNA from Acipenser ruthenus (sterlet), 6339 nucleotides. RefSeq names its product synaptotagmin-like protein 2. Bases 488 to 5815 code for a protein of 1775 amino acids. The record is from RefSeq and is a predicted model, not a curated record. The transcript is spliced from 20 exons. Gene Ontology annotation, cellular component: exocytic vesicle; plasma membrane. Gene Ontology annotation, biological process: exocytosis; intracellular protein transport. Lineage: Eukaryota; Metazoa; Chordata; Actinopteri; Acipenseriformes; Acipenseridae. Gene Ontology annotation, molecular function: small GTPase binding; neurexin family protein binding.